AGAGGGAAAUCUCAGCCCUUGUGUGAAGGAGACUGCACCACUCACAUCUCAAGUGCAUCUGAACACUGACCCAGAAUCUCCUCCCUCCGUCCCUGCCUGCAAUGGACUGCCUGCAAUGGACUCCCUGCCGUGGUGUGGCUCUCUGGCUGGCUGCUCUGCUUCUCAGCUCUAACCUGGAAGUAUCCCUUGGAAACCAUGCACUCGACUGCUGUUUGACGGUUAACCCUAAACCAAUUCCAAAAGCAAUUGUCUCCAGUUACCGUGAGCAACUGAAAGAUGAUGGAUGCUCAAUCAAUGCCAUUGUGUUCCAAACCAAGAGAGGCAUACAUCUGUGUGCUCCACCUCAAGAUGACUGGGCCAAGGAACUGAAGGUUUUUUUGGAUGUAAGAUCGAAGAGAUGCCUUAAGAACAAGAAGAAACAUUGUCAACGCAUGAAACCCAAGUCUGCUUGAGAGAACGCACAUGCCUGCAAGCAGAGGGUAAUACUAGAGGUUAAUACUCUAGGGAUUAUGGCAGCUAUACAACUAAAUGAUCAACUCCUCUGUGACUGAGGUCCGUAACCUCAGUGCUAUCAUGGACAAGCUCUUGAGGCCUAGAUUAAUAACAUCACCAAAAUUCACUCCUUCCACAUUAAAAAUACCACCAGACUGUGUCCCUCACUCCCUGAUUCUGUUACUGAAACUCUAAUUCAUGCUUUAAUUACAUCCAGACUGGAUUACUGCAACUCAGAGUUCAGGUCUGGCUCCCUGCUAGUCUACUCAAGAUAUGUGCAGAAUUUGGCAGAAAGAAUUCUCACUCACACCAGAUCACGGGAAUACACAAGCACCAAGUUAGAAAACCAAUACUGGAUCCUGGUUAAUUAUUGCACACAGUGUAAAAUCUUACUCCUGGUUUUUAAAUCUUUACACGGUUUAGCUCCUGAUACCCUUUCUGCUCUGUCAUCCAGACACAAUCCCUCAUGCUGGCUCUGGUCUGCCGAUGCUCAUUUGCUCGCUGUUCCACCUGUCAAAUGACACAUUUGUUGUGAUGGAGCUUUUAGUGUUGCAGCCCAAAGCUGUGGAACUCCUUCCCCUCACGUCUCCAUCUCUGCCCAUCACUGUCCACCUUCAAAAAGCUUUAAAAAUGAUUCUCUUUUAGACCGCUUUUCUUCUUAUUGCCUCGUGGCUUUUUAUUUCAUCAUAGUUGUGUUUUGUCCCGCCAUUCUCUUACUGUAACACCUACUAUGUCUGUAAUUUGGUUUUCCUUUAUUUCCUGAUGGCAUUGUAAUUUUAUUAUUCUUGUGUUUUACUGUGUUAUUCUCUUCUCAUAACUCCUGUCAUGUUUUCAUUUUCUCUCAUAUGUAAAGUUUCCUUGAGUCUUUUCUUUAGUGAUAUGCUUUUAAAAAUGUUUUGUGCUCUGCUAAAAUGUAUUUAAUAUUUCAUUACAUUUAAAAUUUAUAUACUACAAACCAACAUUUUUUAACUAGACCACUUUGAUAUACCAUUCAGUUUUCAUGAUUUAAAAUGUUUUGUUUUCAUCCCAAAGGUCUCCUGUUACUAUUGUUUUUUGUGACGUAAAAUUAUGCAAAUUAGUAAAUGAUUAAAUUAAAGGGCAGAUCACAGUU
Messenger RNA from Electrophorus electricus (electric eel), 1603 nucleotides. RefSeq names its product chemokine (C-C motif) ligand 19a, tandem duplicate 1 (gene ccl19a.1). Lineage: Eukaryota; Metazoa; Chordata; Actinopteri; Gymnotiformes; Gymnotidae. Gene Ontology annotation, cellular component: extracellular region. Gene Ontology annotation, molecular function: chemokine activity. Gene Ontology annotation, biological process: immune response. The record is from RefSeq and is a predicted model, not a curated record.